GUUAAUGAGGCUUAGUUGCAACAGGCCGUCAUUUUAAAACCCGAAAAAUUUCCGAUUUUCGGCUUGGGUUUGCAGCUAGUAUCUCUGGCCAAAAGGAUCAACGAUAAUUCAAUUACAGACGCAAACAAUCAAAUCACAUCUAGCAUGGAGGGAGAUUCUGUGGAAAGGUUCAAGUCACUCCAUAUCUCCCCUCUUGAUGAUGAUGGUGAUAUUGAAGAUGAGCAAGAAAUGCCUCUUGAAGAAGACGAUGAUGAAGAAGAUGAACAAGAACCGGUAACUCUGGGUUUUGUAGAAAAGCCGAAGAGUAGUUGGUCUCUUCUUCGGCAGUUAUUUCCGAGCAAGGCUGGUGGUGUGCCGGCUUGGCUGGAUCCAAUUAAUUUGCCAUCUGGAAGGUCCAGUGUUUGUGAUAUAUGUGGAGAUCCUUUGCAAUUUUUGCUGCAGGUCUAUGCACCAUUAUCAGAAAAGGAAUCAGCAUUUCAUCGAACAUUAUUUGUUUUUAUGUGCCCGUCAAUGUCAUGUCUUCUUCAAGAUCAGCAUGAACAAUGGAAGCGCAGGCCAGAGAAGUCAUCUCGAAGUGUUAAGGUUUUCCGCUGCCAGUUACCUUGCUCUAAUCCAUUUUACUCAAGUAAGCCGCCAAGACUUGAUGGUACUGACAAACCUUCUAAUCCUGGAGUUGCACUCUGUAAAUGGUGUGGUACCUGGAAAGGAGACAAAGUUUGUAGCAGUUGCAAAAAGGAACAUUAUUGCUCACAGAAACACCAGGUCAUGCACUGGCGCUCAGGCCACAGAGUUGAGUGUCAACAACUAAGUCUUUCUUUGAGGCUACCUGACUCUAAUUCCAGUAAUUAUGAAACCAUAACAGGGGAGAUAAUUUCAUUUGCUAGCAACACCCUAUGGCCAGAGUAUGAGAUUUUAAAUGAGGAAGAAAGUGAAUUUGAUGGUGAAAUGUCCGAUAGUGAUGGACAUAAUUGGAGUAAAGCAGACGAUACAAUGAAAUUGUUGGAAAGUUUUGAGGGAGACAGUGACAAGAAAUGUUGGGUUUCUUUCCAAAAUCGCAUAACCAAGGCCCCUGAACAAGUUUUGAGGUACUGUAGGAAUGGUAGUGCAAAACCCAUAUGGCCUGUGUCAAGCGGCCAGCCUUCUAAGGCUGAUAUUCCUAAUUGCUGCUAUUGUGGUGGUCCUUCAAAUUUUGAAUUUCAGAUAUUGCCUCAGUUGCUUUAUUACUUUGGAGUAAAGAAUGAUGUGGACUCUCUCGACUGGGGAACUAUUGUCGUGUACACUUGUGCAUCCUCUUGUGAGGCUAGCAUCAGUUACAAAGAAGAAUUUGCCUGGGUUCAACUCUACUCUUAAUCUGGUGAUCCAUGCCGAAUUUGUAUUGAAAAGGUUUCUAACCCUCUUUUUUCCUCUAGCUGCUAGUUUAGAUAAAUAGUACCUCUAGUUUAUUUAUGUUUGGAGUUUUGAGUUGCGAUUCUGCUAGGCUUGAUUAGAAUGUAAUUUUCUUUUACGUUUUCAAUGAAAAUUAUUAUAUAGUCUUGAAAUCAGUGUUGAAGUUACAUUUGGGGAAAUAAUCAAUAUGAAAAUGAUCCAUUUGGAUUUAACUCUU
This is a messenger RNA of Jatropha curcas, 1603 nucleotides long. RefSeq names its product zinc finger (MYND type) family protein / programmed cell death 2 C-terminal domain-containing protein. Lineage: Eukaryota; Viridiplantae; Streptophyta; Magnoliopsida; Malpighiales; Euphorbiaceae. The record is from RefSeq and is a predicted model, not a curated record. Gene Ontology annotation, cellular component: cytoplasm.